Messenger RNA from Plasmopara halstedii, 318 nucleotides. Its product is annotated as camkk camkk-meta protein kinase. Lineage: Eukaryota; Oomycota; Peronosporomycetes; Peronosporales; Peronosporaceae. The transcript is spliced from 3 exons. The record is from RefSeq and is a predicted model, not a curated record. Bases 1 to 318 code for a protein of 105 amino acids.
AUGUCCCUAUGGUGCCGUGCCAAUGACUCGGACGAAUCGGAUUACUCGGACGUCGAGUGUGACGUCGACGUGGACGCUACUUUAAAAUAUUUGAUUACUGCACCAAACCAGCUGGAUCUCAUCAGUCAAGACGAUGAAGAAAUUGCCCCGAUUAUAACGCAAAAGGCAUCACUUAAGUCGGUGAUGGACCUGUUAUCAUCGGGCGUCCAAGGGAAAAGUCUCACACUUGAAUCGCUUGCAUCGAUGGCUUCUGCUUCUUCCAAGACUCCCGUUUCAUUGUUGGAUAUUGGUCAAGUCUAUAGCUGGCGCACUGCUUAG